Metopolophium dirhodum (rose-grain aphid) is the source of this 378-nucleotide messenger RNA. RefSeq lists its product as uncharacterized. The transcript is spliced from 2 exons. NCBI's taxonomy places the organism in Eukaryota, Metazoa, Arthropoda, Insecta, Hemiptera, Aphididae. The coding region runs from base 1 to 378 and encodes 125 amino acids. The record is from RefSeq and is a predicted model, not a curated record.
AUGUCAUCCUCCGAUGAAUGCAACCGCUCUGGCGGAGCGAAUACGCCAUCGCCGAAAAUUUGUGAAUUUUCAGACGAAAAUUUAAAUAUAGAUAUAGAUGUACUUAUAAGUGAAGUCCAAGCAAGAGCCCUUCUUUGGAAUAAAAGCCAGGAUCAUUAUUCAGAUAGAAAUUUAAAAAGAGCGGCUUGGGAAGAAAUAUGUGUUUUAUUUUAUCCAGAUUUCAAUAAGAUCUCUAGGCAGCAACAAAAUCAAAUUGGAAACAGCAUAGAAAAGAAAUGGAGGAAUCUUAGAGAUGCGUUCACUAGAAGCUUAAAAGAGGAUAAACCCAAAUCAGGAGAUGGCGCAAAAAAAAAUAUAAAAACAAUAUUUAUACCAUGA